Beta vulgaris subsp. vulgaris (sugar beet) is the source of this 1869-nucleotide messenger RNA. Its product is annotated as cytochrome P450 736A117. Lineage: Eukaryota; Viridiplantae; Streptophyta; Magnoliopsida; Caryophyllales; Amaranthaceae. The transcript has 2 exons. Bases 122 to 1642 code for a protein of 506 amino acids. Gene Ontology annotation, molecular function: oxidoreductase activity, acting on paired donors, with incorporation or reduction of molecular oxygen; iron ion binding; monooxygenase activity. The record is from RefSeq and is a predicted model, not a curated record.
GAAAAUUUCCUUCAAGGCCUCAACAACAUAAAGUCCCCCCUUCCCCCAACCCAAAAAAAAAAUAAAAUAAAAUAAAAGAAAGAACAAAAAAGGGGAAAUUAAUCACUCUGCACAGAGAAGGAUGGAACCCAGUAUACUGCUUCCACUCAUUCUCUUGUUAUUCAUCCUCUACAAAUGGCUUCACAAAAAGUCAACCCCCACAAAAAUCUUACCUCCUUCUCCACCAUGUCUGCCAUUUAUAGGCAACCUUCAUCAGCUAGGAACUUACCCUCAUCACAAUCUCCAAUCACUAUCUGAUCAAUAUGGGGAGCUCAUGCUGAUUCAUCUUGGGAGAGCACCUGUCCUCAUUGUAUCCUCUGCGAAAGCAGCUCGCGAGAUCAUGAUAACUCAUGAUGUAACAUUCUCCAAUAGGCCUAUAUCAAAGACAGGUAACAAGCUUCUCUACAAUGGCAAAGAUAUAGCAGCAGCUCAGUAUGGCGAAUAUUGGAGGCAAAUGAAGAGUAUAUGUGUGCUUCAACUCUUGAGCAACAAAAGGGUUCGAUCUUUUCGAAGUGUCAGGGAAGAAGAGAUAGUUCUUAUGAUGGAAAAGAUUGGACAGUCAUCAUCUUUAGUAGUGAAUUUAAGUGAGAUGUUUAUGACUUUAACAAAUAAUGUGAUAUGCAGGGUAGCAUUUGGGAGGAAAUAUAGUGGUAAUAAUGAAGGAGGGAUAAAUUUUAACAAACUUUUGAAGGAGUUCUUAGAGUUGUUAGGCCGUUUUCGAGUUGGGGAUUUUAUUCCAUGGUUGGCUUGGAUUAAUUGGCUUGAUGGGUGGGAUGCAAAGGUCGAUAAAGUUGCUAAACAGUUCAAUCACUUUCUCGAACAGGUUGUUAAAGAGCACCAAGAUGGUGGAGGUGCGAGCAGAAAGGGUGGAGAGAGUGAAAGUGAUGAAACAGUGAAGGAUUUUGUAGAUGUUUUACUUGAUGUUCAGAAGGAAAAGACGACUGGAUUUACCAUUGACAGAGACAGCAUCAAAGCUCUCAUUCUGGAUGUAUUUUCUGGAGGGACUGAUACAACAUACACGGUGCUAGAAUGGGCGAUGACAGAAUUAUUGAGGCAUCCCACAGUUAUGAAUGAACUGCAAAAGGAAGUCAGAGGAAUUACCAGAGAAAACUUGUAUGUAAAUGAAGAUGAUUUGGAGCAGAUGAAGUACUUGAAAGCAGUGAUCAAAGAAACCCUUCGGCUACAUCCUCCAAUUCCCUUGCUGGUUCCUAGACAAUCAACACAAGACACCAAAAUAAACGGCUACGAUAUUCCAGCAGGAAUAGCAGUUAUAACCAAUGCUUGGGCAAUUCAUAGAGAUCCUGCUUCUUGGGACGAACCCGAAAAGUUCAAUCCGGAGAGGUUUUUGAAUUCUUCAACAGAUUUCAGAGGGCAAGACUUCAACUUGAUUCCAUUUGGAGCGGGCAGAAGGAUCUGCCCUGGGAUUACAUUUGCCAUUGCGAAUAAUGAGCUCGUAUUAGCAAACCUCGUGCAUAAGUUUGACUGGAUGUUGCCCAAUGGAGCAAAGGGUGACACUUUAGAUAUGAACGAAUGCAUUGGACUCACCAAACAUAGGAAGGUUCCUCUUCUUGCUGUUGCAACUCCCUCGAUUGCAGGAAACUGAAGAAAGUAUUUGGCUUCCACUUUGAAAAGCUUUAGAUAACUGCUAGCAACUAGAAGAUGCUGCAUCUACUUCUAAUAUGAACCUGUAUGCAAGAAAGUCCUUGCAUCUUUUCUUCCGCUUCUGUUGCAGUAUGAGGUACAAUCUUAAUAAGAUCCUUCAUAUGUAUGGUAACUUCGAAUAAGUUCUUACCUUCUAACAAAUCAAAGUCAGAGCAUCAGGGUUUUACG